AUGUCUGUUUGUUUAGCUGUUACAAAAGGUGUUGCCGUGACUUCAUUAGGUUUAUAUGCUGGAAUCUUAACUACAGGUACAGUAUUAUGUUACUCAAAACCUGUUCAAAUUUUAAUUUCUUCAUUAGAUAUUAUAUCACAAACACAACUAAAUUUAAUUAUUAACAAUGUUGCAACAACAACAGGUAUAUUGGGUGCACUAAGUUCAACAUGUUUUGCAUUCUCUUAUUUUGGCUUACCUAAAAUUUGGAAACAUCCUUAUUUAGUGUAUGGUAUGUUAAUCCCACCUAUUGUAUCGACUUAUUUAUGUAUAUAUAGAGCAAGUUGGAAUCGUAAAACCUUAUUAUCUGAUGACAAUAAUGAUAUUUCAACAAUUAAAAUGGAAGAUCUAGAUAAUUCAACUGUUGAUCUGGGUAAAAAUCAUAAUAGUGAUAAUUUGAAAAAUACUAAUAAAAUUUGUAAAAAAAUUGGUAUCCAUUUGUCGUUGGCAUCUAUUUUAAGUACUCUAGGUUUAUUACAAUCUGUUGUUGGUUUAUACGGUGAGGGUCAAUUCUAG
Maudiozyma saulgeensis is the source of this 555-nucleotide messenger RNA. NCBI's taxonomy places the organism in Eukaryota, Fungi, Ascomycota, Saccharomycetes, Saccharomycetales, Saccharomycetaceae. The record is from the annotation of a GenBank genome assembly.